AAAUUUCCCUAAGCUAUCUGGGUAUCUUCCUCUCACUCUUUUGUCACUAAGAACUCGCAGCUCAGAAAGUUUUAAAUUCCAAAUUCUAAUAAUGUUUUCGAAAUUCCAAAAGGCAACUGAUAAGCUUAGAACAUUCGUACAAAAGAGAACAAAUAAUUGCCGAGCGUUUGGAAGGCCCCUGAGUAUGAUGAAGAAGAGCUCUUCCAACCCCAAAAUCCAGACACUUUAUGACCUUUGUAAGAAGACAUUUACGCCUUCAGGGUCUCCUCCCCCAAGCUCAGAAGCCAUCCAGAGGAUCUGCUCUGUUUUGGACACAAUGAGUCCGGCAGAUGUGGGCCUUAAAGAGGAAAAUCCUGAUGAAGAUAGAGGUCAUGGCUUUUUUGGCAUUGACCAGCUAAAUAGAGUUGCUCGAUGGGCUCAACCAAUAACUUACUUGGAUGUAUAUGAAGCUGAUAGCUUCACGAUGUGCAUAUUCUGUUUCCCUACUUCAUCAGUCAUACCACUCCAUGACCAUCCUGGGAUGAAUGUUUUUAGCAAAAUUCUCUAUGGCUCUUUGCAUGUAAAAGCUUAUGAUUGGGUUGAGCCCGCCAUCAUCAAGGAAAGCAAAGGAUCAGUUUACUUUCCAGUGAGACUGGCAAAACUGGUAGUUGAUCAAGUUAUUACAGCACCUUGUGAGACAUCGGUGUUAUAUCCAAAGAGUGGGGGAAAUCUGCAUUGUUUUACUGCAGUAACUCCUUGUGCUGUUCUUGAUGUUCUUGCGCCUCCUUACAGAGAAAACGCUGGCAGAAGAUGUACCUACUAUCAUGACUACCCUUAUGUUGCAUUCUCAAACCUAGUUGAGAUAGGGGAUGAAAAGGAGGAGAACUACGCAUGGCUUGCUCAGAUAGAAACACCAGAUGAUCUGUAUAUGCGCCAGGGAAAAUAUGUUGGUCCAACUAUUCGGAUCUAAAGCUUAGGCAAAGCCCUGAGGCUGAUGAUUCAGUGGAGUUUUGAUUUCCAUACAUUCCAAGCCUCCAAUGCUUGUUCCUAUUUUGGCUCAGAGAAGUUUUACUAGAGAAAUGCUUUUGUGUAGUGCCCACCAAUGAUUCGUUAUAAGACCCUUCUUUAAUUUGGAUACCUGUAAAGCUGUUUUUCUAAGCUAAAUUGUGAUUUUGAUCUGUAAUGUGCCUUGGCCAGAUAUAAAGAGUUUGUCCUUGUUCUUGUAAAUAAUGCUGUAUUAUUAACAGUGGCAAUAAACUCUCAGAACUUAGGCCAAAAUUGGAUACAAAGUAA
This is a messenger RNA of Humulus lupulus (European hop), 1272 nucleotides long. RefSeq names its product plant cysteine oxidase 3-like. The transcript has 5 exons. Gene Ontology annotation, molecular function: oxidoreductase activity, acting on single donors with incorporation of molecular oxygen, incorporation of two atoms of oxygen. The coding region runs from base 92 to 949 and encodes 285 amino acids. The record is from RefSeq and is a predicted model, not a curated record. NCBI's taxonomy places the organism in Eukaryota, Viridiplantae, Streptophyta, Magnoliopsida, Rosales, Cannabaceae.